AUGGCAGAAGCAGUGGGGCAGAAGGCCCCUGGCUGUGGGGCUGAGAGGAGGCUGCAGAUGAAAACUAGAGCUACACAGUGGUCUUUUACACUGGACAAUCACAGGGGUGAGGGUGGUGGUCAUUCUGAAGAAUUGGAACCCUUGAAGCCAUCAUCCUCAGAAAGGAAACUUGAAGUUGUUGAACAUAUUGACUCUGGUGAUGGACAGUUUGUGGAUGAAUCUAUAAAUAAAUUUCAGUCAGAUAAAAAUUCAAAUAAUCUUGUUAUGGAAAGCUUCAGUGAAGGAGAAAGACUACAUCGGAUUGUGAGCUGCACUGCUUGUGGACAGCAGGUGAACCAUUUUCAGAAGGAUUCAAUAUAUAGACAUCCUGCACUAAACGUCCUUAUUUGUAAGAACUGCUACAAAUAUUAUAUGAGUGAGAACAUAAACUGCAAUUCUGAAGGAAUUGGUGAGCAGUGCAGAUGGUGUGCAGAACGUGGAAACCUAAUUUGUUGUGACUCUUGCGAUAAUGCUUUUUGCAAAAAAUGCAUUUCCCGCAAUCUAGGGAAAAAAGAAAUAUCAAAAAUAAUGGAUGAAAACAAUCAGUGGCAGUGCUAUAUUUGCCACCCAGAACCUUUGUUAGAUUUGGUUGCAGUCUGUGACUGUGUAUUUGAGGAUAUAUCACUUUUGAGGCAACAGAAUAAAAAGAAGCUAAAGUCUGCAAGUGAAAAGAGUGGUAAGACAUGUAACCAUCCACCUAAAUUCUACUCCACCACAAAAGAAGAAGAAAAACCUCAGUUAGAUGAUUUUCACUCAGAUGCUGUAACACAUUCUUUUUCAUCAUUAAUGGUUUCAAAAGACUUGAUUACAAAGACUGAAACACUACUUGAGAACACUACAGUUAUGAAGUCUAGUUUUGGACAUUUUCAGAACAAAUAG
Messenger RNA from Phascolarctos cinereus (koala), 918 nucleotides. Lineage: Eukaryota; Metazoa; Chordata; Mammalia; Diprotodontia; Phascolarctidae. The record is from RefSeq and is a predicted model, not a curated record.